GAAGUUUCAAUCUUUCUUUAUUUUUCGCUUUCUCUCUCUCUCUAGCCUUGUAGCUCAGCUGCAUUUCUGAGGAUUUAAACAUAAAAAGGUUGGAAUUUGAUGCUUUGUGCUAGUUCCAAGUUGGUGAAUUUGGGUUCUUGUUAAAAAACUUUAGCAUUUGAUGCUUUAAGGGGUACCAAUCAAACACCCAAUUUCAGGGGGGACUGUGAAUGACACUCUGCCUCAUUUCAGUUCUUGCAUAAUUCAAGUAAAAAUUUGAUGCUUUUUGGCCAUUUUUUGGAACACCCAUUUCUCCAAAUUCCUGUUCCAAGGGUUAAUUCAGAACUUGGUUGCUUUCUUUUUAUUCUACAAGAAUUGAUCCUCCUUGUUUGUGUGUUGAGCUGCCUAACAAAAUCAAUCACUUUGGUUUUUUUUCUUUUAUAAUUGUUCCUAGAGAUUGUGAAAAAAAACAAUAGUUCUUCUCUAAGCUCUAAGGAAUACAAGGGGAAUCUGAUUUUAUUUUUUUUACACUUGCAAGCUGUUAACUUUAUGCUCUAUAAGGUUCACUUUCAUCUCCUGUGAGAAGAAUUUUCUCUCUUUUUUUCCUUACUGCAGAGUAGAUUUGAUCCUAGGGUUUAUUAGAACAAGAGGUAAACAGUCUUUAUUAAGAUUUUUGUGUGCCAGAUGCAUUUGAUUUCCACUUUUUCUUUGCUUCUCCAAGAUGCUGCAAUGAGAGGUUUCUUUUACUUUAACAUUCUCUCAGUUCUAUAAAGCUGCCAUUGUUGUUUGUUCCUUGUUCAGACUGCAAGAUAUCCCCCCAAACUAAAUUUGGUCAAACCAACCUUCUCCCAAAGGUUGAGUUUCCUUAGAAUUUGGGUUUUCUUUUUAGCUUUUGAAUCUUAGAAAAUGACUAGUGAAAAUGAUGAUAUGGGAUUGGCGAUGAGUUCAAUAUCCAUGUUCAACAAGUCUUCAAACACAUCAGAUUCUUUCUUCAGUUCUUGUUGGGAUCCAAUUGUUUCACAGAGUGGAAGCCUUGGAGGUUCUUCAAUGGCUUCCCAUUACCAUCUUGUGAUGGAAAAUCAGGGAAUUAGUGGCACUUCCCAUGUUUCCCACUAUCAAUCUGAUCCAAGCUUUGUUGAGCUGGUGUCAAAGCUUACUGGCUUUGAUGGUGGAAAUUUGUCUCAAAUGGUUGGUCCCUUUAGUCUACCACAAUGCAACCAAGUUGCCAACCGCAGGUGCCCUCCGAAUUUCACUCUAAACACCGAGGGUGGCAACGAAAGGGGUUCGACAAAUAGUUUGCGAUUUCUUGAUGAACACCGAAUCUCAAAAGAAGCACUUGUUGGCACCUCGCCUAAUGGAAAGAUCCGAAAAUGUGCUCCUGAGUCCGGCUCUCCGUUAAGAUCAUGCAAGAAUGGUGAUGAAGAGCCUGUAAUGGAUCUGUCUAGUGAGGGAUGCGAUGGUCCGAGAGAACAGGCCAGGAAGAAACCGGAAACGGAACAGAAUACAGGUGCUAAUUCACGUGGUAAGCAAGCUGUUAAACAAGAUAAAGACAGUUCUCAAUCCGAGGAAGCUCCUAAAGAAAAUUACAUCCACGUGAGAGCAAGAAGGGGUCAGGCUACAAACAGUCAUAGCCUUGCAGAAAGGGUGAGAAGGGAGAAGAUAAGUGAGAGAAUGAGAUUGCUUCAAGAACUCGUACCGGGGUGCAAUAAGAUUACUGGGAAAGCUGUAAUGCUUGAUGAGAUUAUCAACUAUGUCCAGUCAUUGCAGCAGCAGGUUGAGUUUUUAUCGAUGAAACUCGCCACCGUCAACCCGGAGAUAAACCUCGAUUUAGACAGAAUUCUAUCCAAAGACAUUCUUCAUCAACGGAGUGGAAGUGCUGCAGUUCUCGGACUCGGUCCAGGGUCGAACUCCCCUUAUGGUUUCUCCCCUAGUACCUUUCCCGGAACAAUUUCAGGCAUCCCGAAUAAAAAUCCGCAAUUCCCACCCUUGCCUCAGACUGUACUAGAAAAUGAGCUGCUAAAUCUUUUUCAAAUGGGAUUUUCCGGUUCGACCAUGGAUGGUUUUGGACUAAACGGUCAAUUAAAACCGGAGAUGUGAUAUUGGGAAGAAACUGACAUGAGAAAUAAGCUUAGUCCCACCUAACCAAGAAUUUCAUAUGUUUCAAGUAAAAUGCAGAUAAGCUAUGCAUGGGAUUAUUUCAGCUGUAUAGGUUAUUAAGUUUCUAACAAGAUCAUGUGUAUUUGGUUGAUGGAAUCUUGAUUUUUGAUUGGUAUUUUUGUUUGAUGCUUUGUGAAAAUAUUGGAAUAUGGUGGUUAAGUU
Hibiscus syriacus is the source of this 2298-nucleotide messenger RNA. Its product is annotated as transcription factor bHLH74-like. Gene Ontology annotation, cellular component: nucleus. The record is from RefSeq and is a predicted model, not a curated record. NCBI's taxonomy places the organism in Eukaryota, Viridiplantae, Streptophyta, Magnoliopsida, Malvales, Malvaceae. Gene Ontology annotation, molecular function: protein dimerization activity; DNA-binding transcription factor activity. Gene Ontology annotation, biological process: regulation of DNA-templated transcription. Bases 886 to 2076 code for a protein of 396 amino acids. The transcript has 8 exons.